AUGAAAAAUCUUCUGGUCUUCUUUCAUCUUGUCGUUGGAGUCUCCUGCGAGGUUUUUCCAUUCCCGUUCGUGGCGAAUGGAUGUAUUUCAAAGAACGACUGCCCAAAUAAUGAAGAAUGCGAUCACGGAAAAUGUAUCGGUCUGCAUCAUGAUUCUUUAUUUCGUUUCGUCGGACCAAAAGCCUGCAGCACCGGGGCUGAUUGUGGAUCCCAGUCCGUUUGUUUCGAUGGAAAGUGUAUCUUAGACAAUGGAUAUGGUGGGAAGAAGUGUUCAGUUGGAGAUCCCUGUCCAAAUGGAUAUAACUGUGUCAAUGCUCGUUGUGUCCUAAGUAACCGUCGUUUCAUACUUUCCGGUGAAGUUGAACCACUUAGAGAAUCAUGCAAAUCUGGGGACUAUUGUGAUUUCGAACAAGUUUGUGAGGAUGGAAAAUGCGUCGAAAUCUCAGAAAUUCUCGUUAAACAUCGAUUCGGUCACGGUCAUGCAUCAGGACAACCAACGUCUCCCAUUUCUUUUGCUGGACCAAAGCUCUGUAGUACCGGGGCUGAUUGUGGAUCUCAAUCGGUUUGUGUGGAUGGAAAGUGUGUCGUAGACAAUGGAUACGGUGGAAAGUGUUCAGUUGGAGCUCACUGUCCAAAUGGAUAUAAUUGUGUCAAUGCUCGCUGUGUUCCAAGUAGCCGUCGUUUCGCGGGGACCUGCCAAGUCUAUUGCCCAAUCGGAACAUAUUGCCAGCUCUCAUUCAUUGAGGGUACACGCGCCACGAUGGGUUGCGCCCGUCAGCUUCGCGAGGCUAUCGAAUCUGUGUCCAAGAAAACGAUAUCUUUCCGUGAUAAACUCAUUUAUUUCACUCUUCUUUGCGUCAUUUUCAACGUCCUCAUCAUCUUCGACUUUCCCUCUAAUCUAGACCUGAAUGCUAAAAUAAACGCAGUGAUUGAAGCGAUUAUUCUUGUAUCAAUUUCUUGUAUUAUCAAACCGAAAUGGAUCAAAAAUCUGAAACUACUCGUGUACUCAAAGAUCAUUAUCGCUUGCGUUUUCACCCUUCUGGAUAUUGAAAUCUUGUUUAGUGGCGAGUUAAAUGGUGCAGAAUUCUUCAUUCUUGUCGGAUUCCUUGAUCGUUUCUGCUUCACUAUCUUCUCACUCAUCCAACUUAUACUGAUCCAACGCUGCCAAGAAGAAUUGGAAAACGAGUUGACUGUUCUCUACAUUUCUACGAUUUCCGCCAAUCUUGCCUAA
Caenorhabditis remanei is the source of this 1230-nucleotide messenger RNA. RefSeq lists its product as uncharacterized. Bases 1 to 1230 code for a protein of 409 amino acids. The transcript is spliced from 6 exons. NCBI's taxonomy places the organism in Eukaryota, Metazoa, Nematoda, Chromadorea, Rhabditida, Rhabditidae. The record is from RefSeq and is a predicted model, not a curated record.